AUGGCUGUCUCCUACGCCGAUGCCUCUGCCCCCGCGCAGCCCAAAUCCUCACACCUCUCCGAUCCCGCGCUGCUGCCCUUCAUCCAGCCACAUUUCGAUCCCGUCGACCACCUCAACUCCGUUUUGCCCGCAUUGGCCGUUAGCUCAACGCAAACCAAAUCCUCAAAUGCUACCGCUCUCCCGCUCCCCGAUGUGUCCGCACAAACUCAAACCCUUCUCUCCCAGCUCAAUGCCCAGACUAGCCGACUGUCUACCGUGCUCACGCAAAUGACCGACGACAUCCUGCGCAGCGGCGGAAGACUAGCGUAUGAGGUCGAGGUACUGCGGGGAGAGACUAUAGGCCUAUCCACAGCCCUGACAGAUGGUCUCCGCCAAGACGUCGAGAGGUUCGUUCCGGGAGGCGUCAGGGUCGCCAGCGAGCAGCCCGCCGACGGAGCCAAGGCCGACGCCGUGGAGCGGAGAGCCAGCGCGGCCACAGCGGGAGACGAUGUGAAGUCUGCCGCUGCCGAGGCGGACGGCCAGCAGGAGGCCCCAGAGCUGCCCGAGUACAUCACCCGCCUCCGCACCCUAACCCAUGUGCGCUCCCGCCUUGAGAGCGUCAUCAAGGUCUUCGGCGAAGCCAUGCAGUGGACACUACCACCUUCGGAGGUUUCGCUCGCCUCGUCACUCAUCUCCGUCUCCGCCCCGGAACCCGGCUCCGACAGCCACAGCCGCGAGGAGAAGGGCCGCGAGUUUGCAGAGAAGCUACGCAACGAGGUUGCGGAGCUGGUCACGGGCACUGACGAAGGCUACGAGGCGGCCCAGGCGCGGAUACAGGCUCUGCGCGAUCUGUCGCAAGUGUGGAAAGACACGGCCGAAGAGAAAGCUCGCACGCGCUUCAUUGAUGGACUGGUCAAGCUCGCCGAAGACAGGCACAGGCAGUUGAACCCACAGUAUCAACGUCAGCCAAGACCUAACCCGCCGCCCAAGGCGGAAGAAAGUCGUUCCAGGGUGCCUGAGCGAGGUAUCGGCUUCCUGGACAACCUCAACAGGAUGCGCGAGAAUAUUUACCUGAGCUGA
Molecule: messenger RNA, 1059 nt
Organism: Diplodia corticola
Lineage: Eukaryota; Fungi; Ascomycota; Dothideomycetes; Botryosphaeriales; Botryosphaeriaceae
Exons: 1
Coding region: 1-1059 (352 amino acids)
Source: RefSeq, a predicted model, not a curated record